Moneuplotes crassus is the source of this 1291-nucleotide messenger RNA. Lineage: Eukaryota; Ciliophora; Spirotrichea; Euplotida; Euplotidae. The record is from the annotation of a GenBank genome assembly.
AAAAUAUCACAAGUGUUUCGAAUGGAACUUAAAAAUCCCUCCAGCAAAGCUGUGAAGAAGUUCAGCUCCAAGGUUGAAAAAGCCUGGGAAAACUAUGAGCAAGUCCAAAAGAUCAAGAGUCAGAUGAGCAAGCUCAUGCCUAACUUUGAUCUUGAAAAGGAGAUCAAUAACAUCAAGACUGAGAAAAUAGACGAAGACCAACCUCUAAGUGCGAAUGAUGAAAGAUUAAAGAAAAUGAAGGAAAAUAUCUUGAAUAAAUACCGCAAGAUGAUAAAGCAGAGGCCUCUGGAUCAUGCCGUGCUUUACUUAAUCCAACAUUCUGAGUUAAUGACAGAUGAUCCAAUCUCAACAGAAAGACUUCUGCUAUGCUGAUGGAAAAGCAGGCAUUUCAAGAGCCUCUCUGUCACUCUUGAUAUGCUAGUUGAAGCAGGAAUCGUCAUAACUCUGUCAGAAUUGGAGGUAAUAGUUCUUGAAUUCCUCAAGAAGGGGAUCCAGCACAAUGAAAAUAUACACAAAUAUGUACAAUAUCUGUCAUUUGCCAAGGGAUAUAGCCUCCCUUCUGAAGUAUGGAAGAAAUAUUUGGACGAGAUUCUGAUUUACGCUUCGAAGAUUUUUAAUAACAAACUUCCAAAAUCAGAGAAUCUAGAAAUCGCAAUGGAUUGCGCAAUGAAUAUGUUCACCGAUGUUUAUAAUAAUACUUGCUUUAGCAAUGGAGUAGAGCAAGUAACUCCUGAGUUCAAAAAGAUCUUGCAGAUUACAUUUGCCUCUCUUGAGACCUUCACUAACAAUGUCAAAUCUGUAGCAGAAAAGACCCAGAAGAGAACCUCUGUUGUUCGUCCCUUCUUGCUCUGCAUUCUGAAAAACAACAUUUCCUUAACUGAACUGUUCAAGAAUGAAUUCUACACUCAAUUCUUUGUGGGUGAACUUGUAAAUUGGGGAUUGGAGAGCCCUGACUUCUUCCAAGCUUUAUUCACUAAGAUUUGCAAGGAAGGAUUUUCUGCUGGAAAAAUCCCAUGGAGUGUGUAUAAAGGUGUCAAAGAUGAACUCCACCACACUGAGAACAAAGACUUAUACUUCUUCGUUACUAAGUAUUUCUUUGAUAAUUAUGAAGACCAAGAAGAGGUCUGUAGCUAUGUAUUCACCAUACCAGAGUACAAAGAGCUGAUCAAAUACUUCUUGUCUAAUAAAGAAGACCUGAAUGACGAUCUGAUUGAAAUGAAUGAGAACAAUGAAGCAGAGUAUGAUGGCUUCCUGAUUGUCUAAUUUCCUCUAUUAACCAUAUUCUACCUUA